Messenger RNA from Brassica napus (rape), 2655 nucleotides. RefSeq names its product ABC transporter G family member 7. NCBI's taxonomy places the organism in Eukaryota, Viridiplantae, Streptophyta, Magnoliopsida, Brassicales, Brassicaceae. Gene Ontology annotation, molecular function: ABC-type transporter activity; ATP binding; ATP hydrolysis activity. The coding region runs from base 212 to 2431 and encodes 739 amino acids. The transcript has 12 exons. The record is from RefSeq and is a predicted model, not a curated record. Gene Ontology annotation, cellular component: membrane.
UUCGUCGUCUGAUUAGUGAUUAAAUCUCUAGCCUCUGCUUAAGUCAGAAGGUUAAUCAAGUAAAUAAUGGAAAAUUUAAACAAUGAUUAAAUAAUUAGUGAGAAGAGAUAAUGUUUUGGAGCUUCGAGUGGUUCUCACUUCUUACUACUUAGUUACUCAUCCUUUACCUCACCGGAGCUUCCAAGGAGAAGACGACACACACACACAACUCAUGGCGCCUUUUGGCGGGAAAUCUUUCGCAGACGCUGUUUCCGGCAUCGGAGGGAACGGAGUUGGCCGCCUUCUCGCCGCGGUGGCCGCCGCUAUGUUGGUCCGCAUCUUCUCAGGUCCCGGCAUCGCUCUCUUACCGGAAAACGACGCUGAAGACGAUUUCUCGGAUACCGAAGGAGCGGGAGAGGAAGACGGAGAUGAUUCGUCGUCGUCUCCGGGGAAAGUUCGUCCGGUGACAAUCCGGUGGAGGAACAUCACGUGCUCUCUCUCCGAUAAGUCCUCCAAAUCGGUGCGGUUCUUGUUGAAGAAUGUAUCCGGAGAAGCGAAGCCUGGGAGGUUGUUAGCGAUCAUGGGACCUUCUGGAUCUGGGAAGACGACGUUGCUGAAUGUUCUCGCUGGACAGCUUAGUUCAUCGCCGCGUUUGCAUUUGUCAGGUCUCUUGGAGGUCAAUGGAAGAUCGAGCUCAAGCAGAGCCUUUAAGCUUGCGUUUGUGAGACAGGAGGAUCUGUUCUUCUCGCAGUUGACUGUGAGGGAAACGCUUUCUUUCGCGGCUGAGCUUCAGCUUCGGGAGAUGUCUUCUGAUGAGGAGAGGGAUGAGUAUGUGAACAACCUCUUGUUUAGGCUUGGUCUGGUUAGCUGUGCGGAUUCAUGUGUUGGCGAUGCGAAAGUUCGUGGGAUCAGCGGUGGAGAGAAGAAGCGGCUGUCACUUGCUUGUGAAUUGAUCGCUAGUCCGUCUGUUAUAUUUGCUGAUGAACCCACAACCGGGCUUGACGCAUUCCAGGCUGAACAAGUGAUGGAGACAUUGCGAAAGCUUGCACAGGAUGGACACACUGUGAUCUGCUCCAUUCACCAGCCUCGGGGUUCAGUGUAUGCUAAGUUUGACGACGUUGUGUUACUUACAGAAGGAACUUUAGUCUAUGCCGGCCCUGCAGGGAAUGAACCUCUGACAUAUUUCGGAAACUUUGGGUUUCUUUGCCCAGAGCAUGUAAACCCUGCUGAGUUUUUAGCAGAUCUUAUAUCAGUUGACUAUAGCUCUUCGGAUAGUGUCUACUCUUCGCAGAAGAGAGUACAUGCUCUUGUUGAUGCGUUUUCCCAGCGUUCAUCAUCGAUUCUUUAUGCCACUCCCCUCGGCGUGAAACAAGAAACCAAGAACAGCAUGAGACCUCGCAGAAACGCCAUUGUUGAGAGAAAAGAUGGAUGGUGGAGGCAGUUCUUUUUGUUGCUUAAGCGUGCUUGGAUGCAGGCUUCUAGAGAUGGGCCAACUAACAAAGUCCGUGCAAGAAUGUCUGUGGCAUCUGCUCUGAUAUUUGGAUCCGUUUUCUGGAGAAUGGGGAAGUCGCAGACGUCAAUUCAGGACAGAAUGGGCUUGCUUCAGGUUGCUGCAAUAAACACAGCAAUGGCAGCUCUCACGAAGACGGUUGGUGUCUUUCCAAAAGAGCGUGCCAUUGUGGAUAGAGAACGGUCCAAAGGGUCCUACUCUUUGGGACCUUACCUGCUCUCCAAAACAAUAGCUGAAAUCCCCAUUGGAGCUGCAUUUCCUUUAAUGUUUGGUGCUGUACUAUAUCCCAUGGCACGCCUACAUCCCACUUUGUCAAGAUUUGGAAAGUUCUGUGGGAUAAUGACUGUAGAGUCUUUUGCUGCCUCUGCGAUGGGUCUAACUGUUGGGGCUAUGGUCCCAAACACAGAAGCUGCAAUGGCUGUAGGACCAUCUCUCAUGACAGUUUUCAUCGUAUUUGGAGGUUACUAUGUCAAUGCAGACAACACCCCAAUCAUCUUUCGUUGGAUUCCUCGUGCUUCAUUGAUCAGAUGGGCCUUCCAGGGACUCUGCAUAAACGAAUUUACCGGCCUCGAGUUUGAUCAUCAGAACACAUUUGACGUCCAAACCGGAGAGCAGGCGCUAGAACGAUUAUCGUUUAAAGGAAGCAGGAUAAGGGAGACGAUAGCAGCUCAAAUGCGGAUUCUGAUGUUCUGGUAUUGCACUACGUACCUUCUCCUGGAGAAGAACAAGCCAAAGUACCAAAAGCUUGAGCUUCUUCCUGACAACGGAGAUACCGAGACUCCAGGAGUGCAGCUGGAGCCAGCUCUGGAUGAAGCAGAUGUUGUUGAUCAAAAGGAGGAGCCUGAAGAUGAACUGAAGCAGCCACUUGACGAUCAAAGUUCAACAUCAUCGGAUGAGUUUGGCGAAAUCCGUCCCUUUGUCCUUGAAGCAGGUAGCAAGUGAAAGAGAUGAAAUGGAGUUGAGUUGUUCUUAAAGGCUUUCAGAUUUAAAUAAAAAAAGAGUGCUCCUUUCAUCUCUAUGCCUUAAACCCAAUGUAAGAACUCAUCUUAGUUUCCUGAGACUUGUUCAACUCUUUGACGUAGCCGCUUGUGUCGUCUCUUGUUUUUAUUCAGAAAUAAAAACAAAUAACAAGUUUUGACCUAAUAUCAUAAUUUAUUAAAGAUCUA